Miniopterus natalensis is the source of this 5884-nucleotide messenger RNA. RefSeq names its product NGFI-A binding protein 1 (gene NAB1). Gene Ontology annotation, biological process: negative regulation of DNA-templated transcription. Gene Ontology annotation, molecular function: transcription coregulator activity; transcription factor binding. The record is from RefSeq and is a predicted model, not a curated record. Lineage: Eukaryota; Metazoa; Chordata; Mammalia; Chiroptera; Miniopteridae. Gene Ontology annotation, cellular component: nucleus.
CUGUGGUGGCUAACGAAUACUAGGUGUAAGAGUUUGGAGCAGAUGUGAUGAGUAUUUUACUCUCUUCUCUUUGCAGGUUAAGCACAUCCACAGUAAUGGCUGCGGCCUUACCCAGGACCCUGGGGGAGUUGCAGCUGUAUAGAAUAUUACAGAAGGCCAAUCUGCUUUCUUAUUUUGAUGCCUUUAUCCAACAAGGUGGUGAUGAUGUCCAGCAACUUUGUGAAGCUGGAGAAGAGGAAUUCUUGGAAAUCAUGGCCCUUGUGGGCAUGGCUAGCAAGCCCCUGCAUGUGAGAAGGCUACAGAAGGCUUUGAGAGACUGGGUUACAAACCCCGGCCUUUUCAAUCAGCCGCUGACUUCCCUGCCUGUUAGCAGCAUACCCAUCUAUAAAUUACCAGAGGGGUCACCAACGUGGCUGGGCAUAUCCUGUAACAGUUACGAAAGGAACAGCAGUGCCCGGGAACCUCAUGUAAAAGUCCCCAAGUGUGCUGCCAUCACCUGUGUGCAGAGCUUGGGACAGGGGAAAUCAGACGUGGUGGGGAGCUUAGCGCUGCAAAGCGUCGGUGAGUCCAGGCUCUGGCAAGGCCACCAUGCCACCGAGAGCGAGCACAGCCUCUCCCCGGCAGACCUUGGCUCCCCAGCGUCCCCGAAGGAAACCAGCGAGGCACUGGAUGCUGCCGCCGCGCUCUCUGUGGCCGAGUGUGUGGAGCGAAUGGCCUCCACGCUGCCUAAAAGCGACUUGAGCGAAGUGAAAGAGCUGCUGAAAACCAACAAGAAGUUGGCCAAAAUGAUUGGUCACAUCUUUGAGAUGAGUGAUGAUGAUCCACACAAAGAGGAGGAAAUUCGAAAAUAUAGUGCAAUAUAUGGCAGGUUUGACUCGAAAAGAAAGGACGGGAAACAUCUCACGCUUCAUGAGCUCACUGUUAAUGAAGCGGCUGCUCAGCUCUGUGUGAAGGAUAAUGCCCUCCUGACAAGAAGAGAUGAACUUUUUGCCCUGGCUAGGCAGAUUUCUCGAGAAGUCACCUAUAAAUAUACUUACAGAACCACCAAGUCAAAAUGUGGAGAAAGAGAUGAAUUAUCCCCGAAGAGAAUUAAAGUGGAGGAUGGGUUUCCGGAUUUCCAGGACUCUGUGCAAACCCUCUUCCAGCAGGCUAAAGCUAAGAGUGAAGAACUUGCUGCUCUUAAUUCACAGCCUGAAAAGGUGAUGACAAAGCAGAUGGAGUUCCUUUGCACCCAAGCUGGCUAUGAGAGACUACAGCAUGCUGAAAGAAGACUGUCCACAGGACUUUACAGGCAAAGCUCAGAAGAGCACAGCCCUAAUGGCUUGACUUCUGAUAACUCUGAUGGACAAGGAGAAAGACCUUUGAAUCUCCGAAUGCCUAAUUUACAGAACAGACAACCCCAUCAUUUUGUGGUGGAUGGGGAGCUGAAUAGACUUUACUCCGGUGAGGCAAAGUCCCACUCAUCAGAGAGCCUUGGGAUUUUGAAAGACUACCCUCACUCAGCUUUUACUUUAGAAAAGAAAGUCAUCAAAACAGAGCCUGAAGAUUCAAGAUAGCUGUGAUUUUUCCCACUGUUCUCUGGAAAUGGCAUCAGUUUUAAGGAUAAUGCUCCAUCAUAGAAAUAAGCCUUAAUAACCAGUGUUGCCUCAUUCAGCUCAAACAGAUUUCAUAGCCAAAGCAUAAGGACUAAUACAGUAGUCUGUGGAAACCAGGAGGACAAAACAACAGCCACAAAAGAAAUUGAAAGAAUGUUGUAACAGAAAUAUAGAUCCACUCACAUUCCUGUGUAAGCUGUUUCAUGUGGGAAGGCUUACAAAUUAAUAUUGUAAGCAUUUAUUUAAGAAUGUACAAUGUAUUUGUGUAAUUUAUAGAAGUAAAAUCUAGAUGUUGAGACCUGUUUGGUCCAGUAGAUAUGGAUACAGUUUUUUUACUUGAAAUUUCAUUGUCUACUUUAAGUGUAUUUAGCAUAAAUAUUAUUAUAUGUCAGAAAUUAGAAUCUUUGCAGUCAGAAAAAAAGAAAGUUUAAGUAAUGUAGUUAUUGGCAGGGUUGCAGUGACUUUGGAGAAAUGGAAUUUAGCAAACACUCAGUUUAAACCAAGAAAAAUAUUGUGGAUUUAAUAUUUGAUGAAACUGAUUUUGUUUAAUAGGAAAUGUGUCACUUAUAGUAGGAAAAUGUCAUUUUGCUAGCUUAAUCAGGCAUAUAUACACAAUAAAUACUGGAGUAAAGUUAAAAAGAUGAGAAAAUACAGUAGGAAAUCUUUCUUAACCUAGUUGACCCAGAUUGCAUUAUAUGAUAGCUACUUAAUAUAUAACAAAAAUAGGGAACUAUUACUUGGACAGAGAACUUGAAACAAGUGGACCGAUGUGUAAAAGCCAUGAUUUAAACAUGCUAUUUCUGAAUGUGUUAAAUAGAUUAAGGCAUAGUAAGUUAACCCUAAAUGUGAUAAGGAUGGUGACUGGUAACAAAGGCUGUAAUAUAUAAUAAAGUAAAUACCGUUUUAUAUCCAGAACUUCUGUACGUACUGGAGUCAGAGAAACUAGAUAGCUCUUCCUAGGGUGUGUCCCACCCAAACCUUCACAAGUGUGGACAAUCACUACAUCCACAUUUGCAGGCAUAUUUCUAUGGCGGUUUAGUUGACACAUAUUCAUUAUUUAUUUUAUUAUUUCAUUUUUGUACACCUUUCAGGUUUGUGAAUGCAGUUUUUUUCUUAAAACUCAUUUUCACUUGAAAGUAUGUUUUAAUUCCCCCUAUUUAAUUAAUGGGCUGUGUGCAUAUGUAUGGGGGUGUGCUUAAAUGUUAAUAAUGUACUUGCAUACUUAAUAAGAAUUUCACAUUGGAAUCCAUAGUAAGAAAACAAAUACUACUAUUGCCAAUUUGAUUUUUCUGUUGGCUUGAGAGGAGAAGAUAUUGACAGCUUUACCGACUUCCUCCAGAUUCAUCUAAACCCAGAUAUUGCUGAGAAGAGCAUAUUGACUUGGAAUAUGCGGAUUUUUGUUUUCAGUUCUGCUCUAGGUCAUAACCGUGUAAAAAAUAUUAAGUCAUACUCUGUUAUACUAGAAUUCAUCAGCCAAAUGUUAGAUGAAAUGUCUGCACUGUAGUUCUGGUCACUGUCACAUGUAUAGUUGCUUUUUCAUUUUGAUUGUCCACUAGCUUUACAGUAGAAACACCAGUAAGCAACUUCUAUACUAUUAAAAGGCUUUUUCCCUUCCUAAAUGUUUUAAUUAUACCAUAGUGUUCUGCCCACUGAAGAAGCUUUUUAUGGACCUUGCAACUCCGUUGCUAGCUUGAGGUUGAUUAUUGUGGUUGUAUUGUUCACUGUGUGUAGAAAUAGUAUGAGUACGAUUUAAAUAGAUUAUUCAGUUUUUAAUAUUAGCCAUAGAACUGGUUAGUAUCUCAGUAGUUUCAUGAAACGUUUCCUGUAUUCUAAUCUAUUUUGAGAAAUUCUGUGGGUUUUUUUUUAAAUUGUGUCUUACAGUUCAAGUUUGUAGAUUUUAAUAAGCAACAAUUUUUAAAGAUGCUGUAACCUUCCAACUAAUAUUUAUCCAUCUUUCAUGGCCAAAAAAACUGCAUCUUUAAAUCCACAAAUAAUUUCCUUAAGUAUCAGACUUUUCUGGUCUUUCAAGCUUAGUGAUAAGAGGGAAGCACAAGAAAAAUUUCAGUAGAAUACAGUUUUUAUUUUGUAAACACUAAUGUAUUAAAUUUGCUAUACAUUGAAGCAAAUAAUAUAUAUUUUUAUUUGAAUUGUAUAUAUGAAUUGGAUGUUACAACAGUUUGUUUUUUUUUUCAUUGUGUUAGAGGUAUUUUCACUGAACAAGGUCAAUUGGUUACCUCAGUAUUACAGCCAAUAGUCCAAGGGACCAUUUCUCCCUCAGUCUGUGUUGUAUUUUAUUAUGUGAAGUCUGCGUUUCUGUGACUCUUAAAGCUGUUGGUGAGGUGGGACGAGUGCACUUGCUUCCUGUGGCAAUAAAGAUUUUGUGCCUCACACAUUUAUGUUUAUAGAACUUUCUGCAUAGCACUUUCCAUGGUAGGUGAUGUUAGCUACUCUGCCUCCCUCUCUGAGUACUUGGUCUGGACUUGGGAAUUAGGGCCCAGGGGCUUGUAUCUUAAGUCAAGACUAAAUAUUGUCAGCAAACUUCAUUUCUAGAAAGUUAUUUGACCAACAGGUACUCAGUUGACUCUGGUCUAUAAGAAAGAAUUUGGUUCUCACAAGUUUACAAAGACAUUUAAAAAACUAUACUAUAUUUAACCAACUAAGUAUUUAAUAAAGGAACAUUAGGAUAUAACAUUUAUAAUAUAUUAAUAUUUAAAGUGCUACUGUGGCUUGGCUCCAGUAUUACAGGUGAAUUAUAUGAAAUUGAACUAACCUGUGGUAGAAAACUGGCAAAAGCUUUGCAAGGAAAUUUUAACUCAUGAGUUUAGUAGAUUAAGAAAGAGCUUCUAUGUAUCAAGCACUGUGCUAGGUGCUGUGAUGAGGGUGGAGGCCACAGAAGAAAUAUAAGACGUGAUCCUUGUCCUUUGGGAACGCAGUACCUGGUUGAAUUUUAACUAAUGCCACUCAUAUAAAAAUACAAGUUUUUGUGUGUUACAGACGGGAUGAAUAAGGAGCUGACAUGUAUGUGCAUCCGAUGUUUCUAGGCACUUGACAGGUGAAAGAAAGCACAUGUAGUGAGUGAGACUCACAAGAGAUCAGCCAGGACUGCAGCAGUUACCAGAAAGCUGUAGGAUAUGACACAAAGCCAUAGUGGUCGUGCAUUUCACUCUGAGGCCACUUAAAAAAAGAAAAUCAUUACCAUUUUAUUUCAAAGCCAAAUGCCAGUUAGAUGAUCUUACCAGGAUGAUAAUUCUUUUGACAGUCCCACUGAACCUGCCAAAAGACAGGAGAAAAAAUGGGCUUUUUCCUGUCCUUAAUUAGUAAAACCACUUGGGUAAAAGCUUUAGAAUUUGGUGAUUAUGAGGCUACUAGCACCUAGUGUACCUUUACAAUUAUAGUUGAUGGUAUUUAAGACUUAAAACCUAAAUAAGCAUGCAUGGAAUUUCCUAACACAUCGUUUGCUAGUUGGCUACUCAAGUGUUAUUGGCACACAAUACCCAUUUGCUUACUGAGUCUUCAAAAGAAAAUGAACCAAGGUAUUAACCUUAUGAAACUAGGAGGUCUGUCUCUUAUGGGAAAUGAAUUCAGUUAGUAAAUAGCUGAAGUUAGAACUGAGCAAAUGCUCUGUGUUUGUAACAGUUUGAAGCAUAUGACCAAAUAUGGCAGCUGCUGUUUAACUAAAAACCACCUAAUGGUCCAGCUGUGUGCAUGGGUGGUGUUUCAGGGAAUCCAAGUUUGUGUAUUCAUUAUUAUCUCUGGGUGUUCUCAUAAAUGAAAUUCUCAAGUGGGCCUACAAAGUUAAUAAAAGAAGGAUCCAAUUUCCAGAAAUUUACUUUCAUUGUAAAUAUGUUUAAUCUCAAAAACUUUGCUGUUUAACUGUAGGACCCCGUCGGAUGAUUCUUAUUUUACAUAGACAUGAUCAAAAGCUAAAUGGUAGGGCUAAUGUUUUUUUACUUUUUUUUUUUUUGAGUAUGCAACAGUUACAGCUUUACAGCUUCUUUCCUGGCAUCUGUUUCUACUGACCUAUGAAAAUUAAAUAAAUAAACAUCGCCACCACCUCAAAGGUGUUUUUAUUUUUUUGUUCAGAAAAAAAUAAGUCAAAUUUAUAAUUUAAGUUGAACUUAUAAACCUAUACAUUUAGCAGAUUUUAUCAACCACUUCUGUGGGAACUAUGAAUAAUGAUUUGUUUCGAUUAUAAAAUUGGUUAAUUAAGCUCCUUUAUUGUCUUACUUCUUCAUAUUCCUGUGUUUUAAGGGUCACAAAAUUUUUAAUUAUUAAAACAAUAUCCUGUU